AUGGAAGAUGCGCCCCAAGCGGGGCGAGCCCAAGAGCUGCUGCUUUUGUGGAACAACUUGCUGGCUGCCUCCCUUAGGCUGGACCUUGCUCUUUCUUUUCCCUUUCCCGGCCGCCCAGUGGUUCCGCAGGCUCUCCCGCUGCUGCUUUCUGCCCUGAUGUCAGGGGCGAUUUCGAAGUCCCUGGCCCCGACUCAGCAGCCUUUCCCCCAGAGGAGCUGCCAGAUCAGCCAGUUCAAGUCUCUUUCGCCUCGGGAGCUGGAAACCUUCAAGGUGGCCAAGGAUGCCUACGAGAAGAUCAUGCUUCAGACGGAGAGGAAAUGUAGCUCCAGAGCCUCUCCCUCACAACGCCUCUCAUCUCUCCCCUCACAGGUGUCAGUUCGGCCCGUGGUCUUACAGGCUGAGCUGAAAUUGACUCUGGAGGUCUUGAAAGCCGUAACCAAGCCUGAGUUGGACAGCGUUCUGGCUCAGCCCCUACAAACGCUCAGCCACAUCCACCAAGAGAUCCAAAGCUGUGUUACUUCCCAGACCUCUAAAGAACACAGGCUUCCAGGCCGCCUGAAGAAUUGGCUGAACAAGCUCAGUGAGGCCAGAAAGGAGCCUCAAAAUUGCCUAGAAGCAUCCAUCAUGCUCAAUCUCUUCCGACUCCUGACCCAAGACCUCCGAUGUGUAGCCUAUGGGGACCUCUGUUGAAGAU
Messenger RNA from Sarcophilus harrisii (Tasmanian devil), 694 nucleotides. RefSeq names its product interferon lambda-2-like. Gene Ontology annotation, molecular function: cytokine activity. Gene Ontology annotation, biological process: positive regulation of immune response; cell surface receptor signaling pathway via JAK-STAT; defense response to virus. The record is from RefSeq and is a predicted model, not a curated record. NCBI's taxonomy places the organism in Eukaryota, Metazoa, Chordata, Mammalia, Dasyuromorphia, Dasyuridae.